Dioscorea cayenensis subsp. rotundata (Guinea yam) is the source of this 1194-nucleotide messenger RNA. Its product is annotated as chalcone synthase 6-4-like. Gene Ontology annotation, biological process: polyketide biosynthetic process. Lineage: Eukaryota; Viridiplantae; Streptophyta; Magnoliopsida; Dioscoreales; Dioscoreaceae. The transcript is spliced from 2 exons. Gene Ontology annotation, molecular function: acyltransferase activity, transferring groups other than amino-acyl groups. The coding region runs from base 178 to 1194 and encodes 338 amino acids. The record is from RefSeq and is a predicted model, not a curated record.
GUUGAUGAUCACAAGGCAAAUAAAGGUAGUGGCUUAGCAAGUGUCCUAGCAUUGGGCACUGCUAACCCUCCCAAUGUUUUCUAUCAAGACGCCUUCCCAGACUACUACUUUAGAAUCACCAAUAAUGAGCACAGGGUUGAGCUCAAGGAAAAGUUCAAGCGAAUAUGUGAGAAGUCGAUGAUCAAGAAAAGGCACUUUUUCUUGACGGAGGAGAUACUAAAGCAGAAGCCGAACCUGUGCUCGUUCAUGGAAGAGAACUCACUAAACACUCGCCAUGACAUAAUUGUGGAAGAGAUGCCAAAGCUCGGAUCAAAGGCAGCUAUUAAAGCUUUGGAGGAAUGGGGACGUCCACUAUCAGAGAUCACUCACCUGAUCUUCUGCAGCACAAGCGGUGUCGACUUGCCGGGUGCUGACUUCCAGCUCAUUAAGCUCCUCGGCCUCUCAUUGUCCACUAAACGCAUUAUGCUUUACAGCUUAGGCUGCUAUGCAGGUGGUAGCGUCUUGCGAAUAGCUAAGGAUCUCGCAGAAAACAAUCAGAACGCGCGUGUGCUUAUCGUGUGCUCGGAGAUGACGGUCAUCAGGUUCCGUGGGACUGAUGAUGUGCACAUUGAUAGCCUUAUAGGGCAAGCUAUCUUUGCAGAUGGGUCGGCUGCAGCGGUGGUGGGAGCAAACCCCAUACCUGGCAUAGAAACUCCCUUUUUUGAACUAGUGUCCACAGACCAAGUCAUCAUCCCUGACAGCGAGAAAGCAAUUCAUUGUCACCUCAGAGAAGAAGGGCUCACGUUCCAUUUACGACGUGAUGUACCCAACACCAUCAGUGAAUAUUUAGAGAAAAGCUUGUUGAAGGUGUUCGAACAAGUAGGCAUGCGCAUCUCAAACUGGAACUCGUUAUUCUGGAUCACCCAUGCUGGAGGGCGUGCCAUUUGUGACAAGAUCGAAGAGAAACUGGGGCUGAAGCCUGAGAAGCUAAAAGUCGUACGUCACGUAAUGAGUGAGUAUGGGAACAUGAUUAGCUGCAGUGUGUUUUUUGCCAUGGAUGAAAUGAGGAAGCGCUCAAUGGCGAAAGGGCUACCCACUGCUGGAGAGGGGCUUGAAUGUGGUGUGCUUCAUGGCUUUGGUCCGGGGCUGACCAUAGAGACUGUUGUCCUCCGUGCACCGCCUCUCCAUGUCCUUGUUUCAAAUGAAAAUUAUUAA